AUGCAAACGUACAGCCGUGGUUACAACGUCCCCCCGCUGCCUAUAAGACGGAAACCGACACCACUUGACGCAGCGCCCACCACACCACAUGCAACUCAUCGACGACCACAGGCAUAUGCACCAUUUACGCCACAACAACAUCCAUACCUGGACCCUCCACCUCCUUAUGCCGGACCAACACAAGCACAAGGCCAAAGUCCAGGCUCAGCAUUCGAACUCAUCGACCUCAUCGACGAUUAUCUAGACGACUUUGACGAUGCUCCCGCUCAUAGUCUCACAGCAGCUGGUUCUGGAUCCCACCUUCGCCAGCCCUCGGCUGUUCCUCAGCCCAUUACCUUCCACAAGGAGCAAACCACGGCUUUUACGACACGGGAGGUAUUGGUAAAGGAUGAAAAGCCGCCUCUUCUUCCACCAAAAGUCCCGGAAAGACAGCAAAGGCCUGGUACACCCAAUGGACAGGGUACGCAGGGACAAACAUUCCAGGCUUACUGGCCCGCGGCAAAUAAUCCGCCUUCGUCGUUGAAUUUGGGGGAACAAGCGACGGGGAGGCCAGUGAGUAGUGGGACUAGAGGUAGUGAGACGCCGAGGCAUGAGCAUCCAAGUGUUCUACAACCGGGAGGAGGAAGGGGAUUGUCUUCGCCUUUCCAUGGCCGGCCUCGAACUGCUCAAGAUGCGCAUUAUGGCGACGGACAUCACCAGCAUUACCAGCAGCAGCACCAAGGACAUGGGUAUGCUUAUGGUCUUGCUUAUGGCAAUGGAGGACACCAAUGGCCUACGAUGAUGGAUAUCCCCCCCGAAAGGCAACCUCAAGGGGACUAUCACAGCCCUCACACACAGCAGCACUUCCGCAACCACAACAAUCUUAAAGUGCAGACUAGCAUGCCCACCCUCCGACCUGGUCCUCCCCUGUCAUCUUCGAGCCAUCUCUCUCCAUAUCCCACCCCUUCUCCGUCAGCAUAUGCAUUCGAACCCCCCUCCGCGGCGCCACGAAGCCCAAGUGGCCCAGUCCCUCCACUUCCUCAACGAGCAGCAACUACCGGCCAUGGAGGUCGUUUCGGUCCACCACCGGGGCUGGGAAAUGACGAAUAUCGCCAGCAGCCGCAUACUCCAUUGACACCUCACUCGCCGUAUCCGCCUUCAUACAACAUGUCAGCUAGCAGCCCGAAUCGAUGCGGAAGUGCUCUACCCAGUCCCGGACCACCCGAAGAUCCCGGGACUUUCGGAUCGGGACAAGCCGCCUGGAACGGAGCAAGCGGAGCGGGGCCCACUUUUGACGGCCUGGGCUUUCCCGGACCUCCACCGGGCCCUCCACCACCCCGCGCUGCGACGACGACGGCAGCUAUCCCUUUCCCUCCUCCUCCUCCACCGCGGCUGCCGGGACCGCCACCGCAGACGUUGGGUUUCCCGGGGCAUCAUCCUCACCCUCAACUAGCUCAAGCAUUUCCUCCUCCUCCUCCUCCUCCUCCUCCACCACAAUGUUUGCCCGAGCGUCCGCAUCCCCAUUUACAGCAUGCCAAGACCUUUGCCAUAGCGAAACCACCGCACCCACAACAACAACCCCAACUCCACCACUCCCAAUCCCUCCCACAGCUCCAACUCCAACAAUCCGAGUCCUCCAAAAAGGAAGAGACAAAAGGAUUCUGGUCCAACGCCCUCUCCGAAACCGCCUACCUCGCAUCGGGCCUCAUUUCCCACCCCUUUGAGUCCACCAAGCACUACACCAUUCUGCGCCACUCGCCGGCUGUCAUCUGGCACCACGGCCCCAAAACGACCGUGACCAUCUCUAUCUUUUCGAGUCCCAAGUACCCGCUUCCUGCUUUGCCUUCUUUGCCGCCUGCUGCUGGUGUCAGUUCGGAUGUAGCCAGGAAUGGAAAUGGAUGGUCGUUGUGGAUCCAGCAGCGCGGGUUUUCUGGGGACUCGGGGAUGAAGAUCAAGAAUUGGUUAGGUGGACGGGAGGAUUGGGUCUGUGUGACGCCUGCUAGUAAAGUUCUGGCUGAGGAGUUGGAGAGUGGAAGUGCUGGCAAGACGGGUGGACAAGGAUUGUUAGGGUUGGGAGGGGCAACGGAAGAAAGGGGGUGGAAGAGGGAUAUCAAGCGGACGGAGAAGAAGCUGAAGAAGGAGUUCGGCGACAAAAAGGGACAUGUGGCACGCUUGACGGCUGUGGUGCGGGUGCCGGAGGGGUGUGAGGACGGGUAUUUUCGGGUUCAUUUGUGCGUCAACCCAGAUGGUUCAGAAAUGGACGACGAGAAAAGGAAGAAAAGUGAGAAAGAUCCACAGCCGCUGCUUGAAGAGCAGCGGAAAAGGACGAAGGUGUUGUGCUCGAGCCCGAUAUUUAGGUUGGCGAGUACAUCCACUGACCCUUCGUCCAUCCGCGGCGCCUCUCUGUCGACCAUGCCGCUGGAAAUGGGCCUCUCUCUCACCUCUUUUAUCGCGUCGGAGAUGGUCGCCUCCAAAAUUGCGCCAAUCAAGGACCCAAUCACUAAAAUCAUCGACCCCUACCGAGCGCAUCCCAUCGUUGAAGAACUCGGAAUCAUUGCUACCGAGGAGGUCAAGGCCGCGAGGGAAGAGGCCGAGGAGGAGGAGCAGGAACGGUUGAGGGAGUUGUUUGGUGCUAUGUGUGUUGUUGCUGGUGCUGGUUCUGCUGCGGGUAUGGCGACGAGGAGAGGGCCAGAAGGAAGUCAACAAGGGAGCGGAAUGCCGGGCGUGGUUGGGCCCGACGAAGGACCGCUAGCGCCGCUGCCAAUCCGGUUCGGAGGGAAAGUGGUCCCCGGGACGGGAAGAAGCACAGCGGAAAUGGGCAUCCCCACAGCCAACCUCAAAGACCUACCAGAGGAAAUCAAGCACUACUUCAAAGGCGUGUAUUUCGGCUAUGCUCGCAUCAUUCCCGGCAAGGGUGGCCCCAUUGGCCCCGGUGGCCCAAUGGAGGAGGUCUGGUAUGAAGCGAUCAUUUCUUCGGGCCCGGUGCCGUACGCGAAGAAAACAGCUGUUAUCGUGGAACAACAGACCACGGUGCACCUCAUCACCGACUUCGGUGCGGGCGUAACCUUCUUUGGAAGCAAGGUGGAAGUGUUGGUCAUGGGUUUUCUGCAUCCAGUGUUGGACUAUCGCGAGACUGGCCCGCAGUACCGGCUCGACGCCGCUCACCAGGAUGUCGUCCUUGCCCUAGCUAGUCUCAACCGGCCGAAAUGGACCGCCCAAUCCACCCUUCAACGCAUGGAAGCCGCCGAAACCAACCAUGACGGGGAAAGGGGUUUAAUAGGAGGAUUCAAGAAGACCAAGGUGGUGGAAAAGGGACAGGAAGUGAAAGAAAAGAUUAGCGAGGCAAAGGAUAAGGUGGCGAAGCAGAUCGAUCGGAUACCGGUGCAUAAAGUGGGAAUUAGAAAGGACGAUGGCAAGGCAAGGGAUCGGUAUUAUGGGACGGGAGGGUAUUGGAUUCACAGGUGUUAA
Molecule: messenger RNA, 3447 nt
Organism: Neurospora tetrasperma FGSC 2508
Lineage: Eukaryota; Fungi; Ascomycota; Sordariomycetes; Sordariales; Sordariaceae
Exons: 1
Coding region: 1-3447 (1148 amino acids)
Biological process (GO): riboflavin biosynthetic process; FMN biosynthetic process
Cellular component (GO): mitochondrion
Molecular function (GO): riboflavin kinase activity
Source: RefSeq, a predicted model, not a curated record